Messenger RNA from Oenanthe melanoleuca, 2098 nucleotides. RefSeq names its product A-kinase anchoring protein 14 (gene AKAP14). Bases 1287 to 1811 code for a protein of 174 amino acids. Lineage: Eukaryota; Metazoa; Chordata; Aves; Passeriformes; Muscicapidae. The transcript has 6 exons. Gene Ontology annotation, cellular component: cAMP-dependent protein kinase complex. Gene Ontology annotation, molecular function: protein kinase A regulatory subunit binding. The record is from RefSeq and is a predicted model, not a curated record.
AUUCUUCAUUCCUGUCUUCAGCUGGACAGGAGAGGAAAUACAUUGAAAUGCUGGUGAGUUGAGAAAAGGAGAGGGGGAGACCAUUCAUCAAUUUCUGUAACAGGUACAUGAGACUUGACUAGGAGAAAUUAAUUUAAUGUAUUGACAGGUAAGAGAAGUUAAAACAAAUCAUAAAAUACUUUCCGCCUACUCCUCCCUUCUUCCUAGGUUCAUCUUCACUCACAUUAUGUUAUUUUCUGCCUCCUCCCUUCUGAGCUGCACAGGGUGAUGGGGAAUGGGAGUUGUGGUAAAUGUCAUCCCGUGUCUAUUGCUCCUUCCUUCUAAAGGGAGAACUUCUCACACUCUUCCCCUGCUCCAGCAUGGGGUCCCUCCCAUGGGAAAUUUCUUCACUAACUUCUCCAGUGUAAGUGCUUCCCGUGGGCUGCAGUUCUACAUUAACUGCUCCAGCAUGGGUCCCAUGCAUAAGAUGCAGUUCUUCAGGAACCAGCUGCUCCAGCAGGGUCACAAUUCCUGCCAGCAAACCUGCUCUAGUUGGGCUCCUCUCUCUUUGGGCACAAAGAUCCUGCCAGAGCCUGCUCCAGCAUGAGUUUCCCACGGGGUCACAGCCUGGGUACAUCCACCUGCUCCAGCAUGGGGCCAUUCCUGGGGUGCAGGUGGAUCUCUGCUUUGUCAUGGACCUGCAGGGGCACAGCUGCCUCACCAUAGUCUUGCAACACGGGCUGCAGGAGAAUCUCUGCUCAAUCUCUGCUCUCUCUGGAGCAAUUCCUACCCCUGCCCCAAGGCCUCUUGUCAUCCUGGAAAUUCAGUACCCUGAUCUGCUAAAACAUUUUCGGCUUCUCUGGUACACUACCCGUGAUCUUCCCUCUGAAGUUCUGUGUGUUGCAGGGGCUGCUGCUCAGCACCUCAGUGUACCGGGCUGGACAGUCUCUCUGCCUGGCAGAGCACAGGCUGGAGGCUGCUUUAGCUCCCGAAUGGCAAUCUGACAAGCAGGGAACCUGCCUGGAUGCCACAGCUGUGCUCUUGCUCGCAGCGCCUUCCCUCCCCAGGAGGCGGCGGCUGCCGGAGGCGUUUCCGCGGGCAGGGAAUGCCGAGGGGCUGCCGGGAGCGGCUCGGGCUCGCCAUGGUGACGGCGCGGGGACGGGGCCGGGCCCGGGCAGCUCCCCGGGCUCGGACACCGCCAGCGGGGCGCCCCGGGAGCCGCCGCCGCGCCUGGGCACCGCCGGCCUGGCCGGGACAGCGGCGGAGCGGCAGCCGCCGGCCCGGGAGCGCCAAGCGGGGUGAAGUCAAUGGACAAGGAAGAGGAAAAAGCUGCCAGUGAGGAAAAAGAUCACAUCCCCCCAGAAAAUGAGAGAAGCAGUACAGAGGAAUGUCUUCCAGGGGCCAAGGAAACAGAGAAAGAAACCAAGCAUGUCAUCAAAAAUAUCCCGUGGACCACAUCCAAGAACUUCACAGUGGAGAUAGGACGGCAGCAAAUUGAAGAACUAAUUUCUACAUGGGACAUUCAUGAAAGCUGGCUUCACCACUCAGAAUUUCUCGAGGAAGAGGAACUGAAGGAUAGCAAGAGAUACUAUUACAGAACUUGCUGGGGCCUCCCAACACGCAGAAAACCCCUCCCACGAGCAACAGCGGAUGUCUACUUUGUUAUAGUGAUCUCCAAAUUCAAACCUGAUACUGCACCUGUGGAAGUCUUCUACAGACUGGAGUCCAGCAGGCUGAUUCGGAGGCCAGAACAGUAUCAGUUUAGAGAAAAGUGGCUUCAGGACAUAAUUGAAAAUAAAAUAGUGUGCACAGAAAGACUUGCUUCCCGAUGAACAGCUCCAAUUGACCAUUACCAAUACUCUGUUGUGGAAAACCAAAUAAAUACAAUGAAGAAAGAAAAGGUCUUCCUUAGCUGCAUUUCUACUUUGUGGAUAGAUAAAAAGCAUUGAACCUGUGCAAAAUCAGCUAUGCCCUGACAUGGCAGGUGGCUAUGUGUGACAGUCCCUGGCAGGUGUGGGUGGGGACAACAGGAUGGAACCAGGUUCCAGAGUGUAAAUGGGAAGAGGAAGCUGGGCAGGAUUUGCUGUUUGCGAAUGCCACCACAGUGGAACUCCAGGGA